This is a messenger RNA of Nomia melanderi (Alkali bee), 804 nucleotides long. RefSeq lists its product as uncharacterized. The record is from RefSeq and is a predicted model, not a curated record. Lineage: Eukaryota; Metazoa; Arthropoda; Insecta; Hymenoptera; Halictidae.
AUGGGAGACGCGCGUCCGCGACGGAUUUUGAUAUCCAAGAAAGAGUAUAUUGCGAAGAUCAACGAUAUUCACGACACCGUGAAUUCUUUGGAAGAAAGCUUUAUGGUAUCUUGCAGUUUGGAAGCUGAACAAUGGUUGAAAUACACGACUUUGAGAAUGAAGAAUAAGUUAGCCGCGGACGACCUAAAGAAAGCGAAUAAACUUAACAAAAAUAUGUUGAACUUAUUCAGACAGAGCGUGACGGAUGUUCGGCUCGGGAACGAAAUCGCGUUGCCGGAAUUCGUGAGGAGGGAAGUGCAAAGGACUUGGCACCAGAAGUACGACGCUUUGUUAACGCAAAAUGAGCAACUGAAGGAAAAAGUCGCGACCACCAAUCGUCUUCUUAAAGAAAAAUGCGCGGAGAUCAAUAACCUUCAGCAAAAGAUGUUGACCCUCGGAGAUAGACUUGUUGAGCGGAACGGAACCGUAGAAAAUGUUUGCAGAAAGUAUCUAAGGCUGAAGAAACGCAAGGACCAGCAAGAAAUCUUGCUACGUGGUUCUAUCGAGACACUGCAGGACGCAUUGAAAAAGGGAAACAACGUGUCUACUAAGAAAGGGAUCAGUAUGUCGCUGAAGCCAAGCAAGGAGGCGUUGCUGGCCCAAGAAACUCGACGCAGCGACCGUUUGGCGCACGAGAACUCCCUCCUGAGAAUUCUCCUACAGGAAGCGAGGCGCGACAGCGGAACCAGCGGAAGUACCAGCACGGUUACCUUCGAGGGAACUCAUUAAUCGGCAACGAAAACUGCAAGCCUCGGUUGCGUUACA